Molecule: messenger RNA, 708 nt
Organism: Triticum turgidum subsp. durum (durum wheat)
Lineage: Eukaryota; Viridiplantae; Streptophyta; Magnoliopsida; Poales; Poaceae
Source: the annotation of a GenBank genome assembly
AUGGCAAGCCCGCACCACAUCGCGAUGGAGCUCGUCGGCCCCAAGCCCGGCGGAUCCUCCUCCGCGGUCGCCGUCCACCACAUGUUCGUUGUCGUGGUCGACGGCGUCGAGACGGACAUCCACGAGGGCACGCUCCAGGGCAGUCUCGGCAAGGUCACCGUCACCAGCCCCGGGAACCUCUCCGCCGACGGCCUCCGGAGCGUCGUCGUGCGCGGCGGGGGAGGGGGCGCCGUCGUGUUCACCCUGUGCGGCGACGCGGCCGCCGAGGGCGUGGGGUCCGCGUCCUUCGUCCAGUGCGGCGCGACGCGCGUCGACGGCGCGCGGGAGGUGUCGGUCUCGCGGUGCCGGUCCCUGGACGCGGAGCAGGCCGGCAAGGUGACGGUCGAGAGGUGCCGGGAGGCGCGGCUCCGAGGCGGCGGCCUCCUCCGCGCGACCCGCUGCAGGCGGGCCGACGUCGAGAGCUUCGGCGAGGUCCGCCUGGCGCGCUGCAAGGGAGUGCGCGCCGACUGGUGCGGCAGCCUGGAGGUCCAGAUGUGCAGGGCCGUCGACGCCAGCCGGUGCGGCGCCGUGAGCGGCGACCGGUGCCGCCGCGUGAACGUCGCCGGCUGCGGCAGCGUCGCCGUGACCCACGCCGUGGUCAAGACGGUGGAGGAAGAGCAGCUGCAGUCGCAGCAAACCGUGUCUCCGCAGUCCAGUGGAAGUGAGUAA